AUGCCGCACUGCCGACGUGUCCUUGUUUUGCUCCUUUUAUUCACUAUCAUCACAAAUUGCGGUGUGGAUGCAUUGAAAUGCCGACUUUAUCAUCGAAUUUGGGAAGAUGGCCAUUUGCUGAGAAUCAAUCCUGAUGUGUGUCAUACUUCUUCGCAGUACUGUGUCAGAGCUACUUAUUCGGAUCCAGACGUUAGAAAAAAGAAUGGUUAUUCAAUGGGAUGUGAUAAAGUGGACUGUCAAGGAAUUGAAGAUCCAAACUUCACAGGAUGGGUUCAAAACCUCAAUGGAGAAUAUUGCCGGAAAAGCAGAGAUUAUGAAAACACAAAUUGCAAGAAAAAACUCAAAACCUUCAAGAUAGCAAAGUUGAAAAAACAUCGGUGUUGGCUUACUGGGAGUCUAAUUGAGGAUCAUCAUAACAAAGAUCCAUUACAUUUGAACGGCCAACACUCGAUGAGAAAAUCCCAGCAUGAAAGAAUCAAACUCAAAUUGAAGACACUGGAAGCAAAAACAACACUAUUGCAGACCGAGUUUGAAAAGAUAGAAGGAAAUUCUCUCCAAUAUUUAAAACAGAUAGAGGAACGGUUGUAUAAAAUGCGAGAUGCAUUAUUUCUUACGAAAGAAAGAGACACUGUGUCAGUCACUGGACAAAUUAUUAUGGAAAACAUAGCAGGAAAAGCUAUGCAGUUAACGAAGGACAUAGCUGAAAAACACCGAACAUUUCAUUUACCUGUCGUGAGAAUAGGAAGAUGUGUGGAACGUCAGUUUGACAAGGAAAUAUUAACUCCAUUCUACGGACCACUGGAUCUUGAAAAAAGGAAAAAAAGAAGGACACUUGGUUACUCAAUGAUAUAUGAUUAUGCAAUGUGCACUGGACUGAGUUCUGUUGGCGAGAUGCUGAAAAAGUACACCAAAGUCGAACCGAAAUACUAUGUGGAGGAGCCGGAAAUACUUCAAAGAAUUGUUGUCGACUUGCGAGAGGGAGAUAUCGGAUCAUCAUUAGAUUAUCUCGAAACAUACCAACCUGCAGAUGAGAGAAUUCUGAGAAGAUCUCUACAAACUCAGAUGAUUACUGAUUGUAUCGAACUAGGUCUUGACAGCUAUGACCGGACUGUUCGACAAUUGAAGCGGUUUAAAUCUCCGUUUGGAGAUGAUAAACAAAGAGCGACUCGGCUGGUUGGAGCGCUCCUCGUUGGAAAAGGUGCAAUGGAGGACGAUCGAUACAAACAUUUAUUUGAUUAUACGAGCCGAGAGAAACUUGCAAAAAAGAUGGCAUCAUUUUUCAUUCCGUACGAAGCACCAUUCAAAACAACACUGAAAUACGGCUUCCGAGGAAUGACGGAGUUCACCGAGUUGUAUUGUAUGGGAUACGAGUCUCCGUGUCUGUUAGAUUGUGAACUGCCGGUAGACUCAUUUUUCUUCGGAAACCAUUCAGUAUUUGCGUGCCCCAUCCUGAAAGAACAAUGCACCUCAAUCAAUCCUCCAAUGCGACUCGCAUGUGGUCAUGUCAUUUCGAAAGACGCCAUUACUCGUUUGAGUACAAACUAUCGUCUCAAUCGGAAUAUGCCAAGGCAUGCAAGACAACAACGCUUCAAAUGCCCAUACUGUCCACGAGAGCAAUUAUUGGAAAACACCAAACUUGUGGAGUUCCGUAGAUGGUAUCAAAGUUAUAGACAUGAAGAUCUCAAGUUUCUUCAAUUCUAUGACUGA
Molecule: messenger RNA, 1707 nt
Organism: Caenorhabditis remanei
Lineage: Eukaryota; Metazoa; Nematoda; Chromadorea; Rhabditida; Rhabditidae
Exons: 8
Coding region: 1-1707 (568 amino acids)
Biological process (GO): proteasome-mediated ubiquitin-dependent protein catabolic process
Cellular component (GO): nucleus; GID complex; cytoplasm
Molecular function (GO): ubiquitin protein ligase activity
Source: RefSeq, a predicted model, not a curated record